AUGUUACAGAGGUCAAGGAUCGCAGGCAUGUUGGAUUUGCAAUGUACCUGUACAGAACAUGGAAGCAAGUGCAGGUAUUUCCUACUAGGUAUGGAGUGCGCUCCAGCAAAGGCGGUGCACAUGUACCUCGUGCAGCACAGAGCAUCGUAUGUCUGCGCAUGUACAUGUACAUUUCCGGGCACUCAAUUAUCCCCCUCCGUUGUCGGUGCGCAGAUCCAACUCUCGUCUCUCUCUUCUCUCUUCCUUGCCCGCAGCUUCCCAUUUCCACCCACGCAUAAAAUUGAGGUCCUCGACGGCAACGUUAUGAUGCGAUGGGUUGCUGGGCCUGGACUGCAGUUGCAUGAGGAUUGCAUCGCCUUCUCCACUCCUGCGUUCUACAUGCGGAUAAAUGGCUAUUGGUCUCCGCUCCAUGACAGCCAUCCAACCUUGAAUCAUGCCUCUCGCCAGGGUCGUCGGUACAGAUACAAGCAAACAAGAAACCAGCCCCCGGAGCAGAUGUGCCACUCCGGGCUACUGCUCCGUAUUACUAGCUGUACGCCGUGCCGGUCGAAUCCUGCUGUCCUGCGCUGUGAUGUGAUGGAUGUCAUGGACACAAGAAGCGAGUGCCAACCACCAUCUAUCUGCUGAUUGAUAUGCGA
Molecule: messenger RNA, 638 nt
Organism: Trichoderma harzianum CBS 226.95
Lineage: Eukaryota; Fungi; Ascomycota; Sordariomycetes; Hypocreales; Hypocreaceae
Exons: 1
Coding region: 1-627 (208 amino acids)
Source: RefSeq, a predicted model, not a curated record